Ochotona princeps (American pika) is the source of this 1006-nucleotide messenger RNA. It is a transcript of the gene CCN4, whose product is annotated as cellular communication network factor 4. Gene Ontology annotation, molecular function: integrin binding; heparin binding. Bases 134 to 1006 code for a protein of 290 amino acids. The transcript is spliced from 4 exons. The record is from RefSeq and is a predicted model, not a curated record. NCBI's taxonomy places the organism in Eukaryota, Metazoa, Chordata, Mammalia, Lagomorpha, Ochotonidae. Gene Ontology annotation, biological process: cell adhesion; signal transduction. Gene Ontology annotation, cellular component: extracellular region; extracellular matrix.
CACCCCAGCACCACAGGAGGAGGAUGCAUCCUCACGACCCCAGUUCUGCAAGUGGCCAUGUGAGUGCCCACCAUCUCCACCCCGCUGCCCACUGGGGGUCAGCCUCAUCACGGAUGGCUGUGAGUGCUGUAAGAUGUGUGCCCAUCAGCUUGGGGAGAACUGCACAGAGGCUGCGGUCUGUGACCCCCAUCGGGGCCUGUACUGUGACUACAGCGGGGACCGCCCGAGGUACGCAAUAGGAGUGUGUGCACAGGUGGUCGGCGUGGGAUGCGUCCUGGACGGAGUGCGCUACAACAACGGCGAGUCUUUCCAGCCUAAUUGCAAGUACAACUGCACGUGCAUUGAUGGCACCGUGGGCUGCACCCCACAGUGCCUCGGUGCGCGCCCCCCACGUCUCUGGUGCCACCGCCCUCGGCGAGUGAACGUGCCUGGCAGUUGCUGUGAGCAGUGGGUUUGCGAGGACGAUGUGAGGAAGCCGCGCAAGGCCACACCCCGUGACACUGCUGCCCUCGUGGUCGCAGGCGACGUGGAACCAUGGCACAGUAAUUGCAUAGCCUACACGAGCCCUUGGAGCCCCUGUUCUACCAGCUGUGGCUUGGGUAUCUCAACUCGGAUCUCCAAUGCCAACGCCCGGUGCUGGCCCAAGCAGGAGAGCCGUCUGUGCAACCUGCGGCCCUGUGACGUGGACAUCCGCCCUCACAUCAAGGCAGGGAAGAAGUGUCUGGCAGUGUACCAACCCGAGGCACCCACGAACUUCACUCUCGCAGGCUGUGUCAGCACCCGUUCCUACCAACCUAAAUACUGUGGGGUCUGCACGGAUGGCAGGUGCUGCAUACCCUACAAGUCCAAGACCAUUGAUGUGUCCUUCCAGUGUCCCAGUGGGCCUGGCUUCUCCCGCAAGGUGCAGUGGAUUAAUGCUUGUUUCUGCAACCUGACCUGCAGGAAUCCCAAUGACAUCUUUGCCGACUUGGAAUCCUAUCCUGACUUCACAGAAAUUGCCAAUUAG